AGGUCAGAGGUCACGUUAAGGUUGUGUACACGGUGCCAUGGUUGUGCAGGUAUGUUUGCGUGCGAGAUCGCCUAGAUUCUUGCGUCUUGAUUCGCUUAGACCGUGAUCUAAAGAUUGUUCCGACCCGAGACAAAGGAGCGGGGCGGUUCUGGAUCAAGUGGAGCCUGGAUUGGAAGGCAGAACGGUCGCAGGAAAGAACUGAGUUGAGCGACACAGUUUUUUUUCGCGACUAGGAUAUCACAGACACUAACGGUGCCUUCCGGAGUUCUAGUUUUGUGGACAACGUAGUUUCAUGUUUUAGUAGAUCAGAACACGAUCUGGGUAGUUUCAGGACCUGAUUUUGUUCACCAGGAAGAUGUGAAGAAGGAAUACCGUCUUCGGCGUUCGAGAUAGAAAAUGGCUUCCAGCGUUCCAUCCAUCCAGGACAGAACUCUGAACUUUGAUUUUGACAUUCUGAACGCCCAAUUUAACCACAAUGGGCGCUACUUCCUGAAACUGUCGGUAAAGAACCCCAUGUUUGGUGUGGACGGCAUCUCUGUGAGACUGAACGAUGCAGAACCAGGACAGGAAAAGGACGAGGCAGAGGAACAAACGGAUAUUGUGGAGCAGACUGAUAUCGAUGCCCUGUCCACCUUCCAGAACCACAAGUUCACCUUCCUCCUGCCCAGAGGUUUCUGUAAGAAUGAUGAACAACAUGACGUCUUCCUACUCCUGGAAGCCUUCAGCCUCCCUGCAGACAGCAGUGCAGCUGGCCACAAGGUCGGGGAGGCGAAGUUUGCCAUCUACCCCCGCACCAACGCCCCGCGGAUCAACCUGAAGGCAAAACACCACGAGGACUUGUACAACUACAGUGGAAUCAUGACUCUACUGAGGACACUCAGUACGGAGUCUAUAUCCAUGCACUGUGGUCGGAUCAAGUAUCACGUGUCCUUUCACGAUAACAGAGAUAAAGCGCCACAGCCUCCGCGACAACCGACACCACCAGUACGCCAACCACAGCCGAGAACGCCAACCCCUCCCCCUCAACCACGGAGAGUGAGAACACCAACCCCCUCCCCUCCACCACCGCGAGAGCCCACACCCCCUCCUCGUGAGCCGACGCCCCCUCGAAGAGAAGAGCCCCCCUCUCGACUAGAUUUUCAGGUGGAGUCGCCGGUACCCACAGAUGGCCCAGCUAGGAGGACCACAGACUCUGCUCUGGGUGACUGGCAGAAGCCAGGGAUGUAUGACUCUGGGUUUGCACACGUUGCUGUCCCGGGGAAGACUGAGCUGUACGUGAUCCUGCACGGUGCCAGAAACCUGCCUGCUCUGGAGGACGGUCGUCAGCCCCUGCCUUUUGUUGCAGUGAAAACUCGUAGUGAUGAGCUUGCUAACCGCCCUGCCCAGGGUACAACACGCACACCGAUGCAGGCCACACAUCUGCCCUGGUGGGAGGAGGGAGUCAACGUGGUCAUGCCGGAGUCAGGGGCUCAGGACGACGCCCUGAUGCUGACAGUUGCAGACAGCCCGACCAAACAGGUGUUGGUUCAGUAUGAGUUACCUGUUCACCACCUCAAGCCUUUCCACCAGUACCAUCUGGAACUGGUCAAGCAUAGCAAAGCCUCCAAGGAUGGUGCACGGUUGUACGCCACAGUUAUCCGUAAACACAGCGUGCUUCCCAGACAUCCAACAUUCAUGUACUGUGGCCUGGAGGUAUUCCUGCGAGCCAUGGAGCGUCCUGUAGAAAACCCAGUCGGCCCUCUUGUGGCAGUUGCACGCAUCGUUCCAGACUACCACAACUACAAAGAGGAUGUUCUGAUGGCGUCACCUCGGUCUGCCAAUGUGACCUUGAUGACCGUGACCUUCCCCUCCCCUCACCCGUCUUCCUUCAUCGUCCCUCAGCACCAGAAGGGUGGAUAUCCACAGGUGAGCCUGGCAGCCCGUCCUGAUGAGCAGCCAGUCUGGAACCACUCCUACCUGUUCCACCACAGCAGAGAUAAUGCUACCAUCUUCUCACCUACCUCUGCACUGGUCAUUGAGUACUAUCCAGCCUCUUCAGUUGUGAGUGAGUCGAGUUGGCACAUGCGCAGCCCUAUAGGUUUCUCCUCCAUACUGCUGGACCAGGAUGUGUACCAUGCUCUGACGUCAGAGCCAGGGAGGCUGGGUGUGCGGGUGGAUGGUCUUCUCAUACAGGGUACAAAUCUGAGGACCCAACCAGGGAGCCUGCCCACAGUUGGUGCCAUCCUGAGACUAAUAACAACAGAGCGCCCUGACGGACUCAUCGCCGCGGCCAGUCCGGAACUCCUGCCGUCGCUGGACUCGCUGGUGGACGGCGGUUUCCGCAGACCCAUCUCUCCCCAGUUUGUGCCGCCAUCGCCGGCAGAUGACAUGUUUGACGGCCUGGACGACGUGGAAACUGGCCCGAGUUGGCGCCGCAAAAAUAAACCCAGAAAGCCGUUGAAGGAUGGGGAGUGGCCAGGAAUGGACGCGGUACAGGACGUUCUACCAGAGUACAUCUCAGAGACGACACAACCCCCGCCACGCAGGCCCCCCAAGGACGGUCUGCGUCAGUCUUACCAGCCUGACGACCCCUACUCUCACUCACUACUGGAGCAUCAGUCUAAGGAGCUGGAUAACUACCGUGCAGCGCUGAAGCGGAUGGGUGCAGACAUCCUGAAGCUGCGUGAGGACAUCGCUCGACUGGAGGCAGAGAACAGCCAGCUCAGGAGGAACCUGCACAUGAACAGGGACGCUGCCGACGCACUGGUGGGGCCUGCCGGGCUACAGGCACUCAGCAGGGGGGAUCUCGUGGAUAAAUAUGCCCUGUUACAGCAGAAGGUGAGCCAACAGGCCUCCUCCAUCAAGGGGCAGAAAGAACGGAUACAACAACUGCAGAACGAACUUAUCAAGAAAAAUGACCGUGAGGCAGAGUUGUUAAAGCAGCAGAAAGCACAGAAGCCCCAGCAGCCUGUCGCACCUAAAGUACCUGAGAACGAUGGCAAGAAGAAGAAGAUGGAAGAUACUAUUAAAAGACAAGAGGAGGUUAUAGAGAAGAUGGAAAAGCUUCUGAAUAAACAGUUAGAGAAGGGAACUCUGCCAGCAGACAGGAGUCUGGAGGCACAUUCUGCACUGGCUGCAGAGAACGCACGACUCAGGGACGAACUCAACAGGGCUAAGGAGCCUCCCCAGCCUCACUACCCUCCUGGUGUGAAGAUGGAUGAUGAGGAGAGGCUGGACCUGAUGGCAAAACUGGAGAAGGCAGAGGGGAGAAUCAUUUCACUGGAGAACCAGUUGACAGAAAAUGCCCGCAUGUGGGGUCGGGAGAAGCAGGAGCUUCUGAUCCGGAUGAACGAGCGGGAGAACGGUUUCGCGCGGUCGUCACAGAUGGUUCUUCAUGACUUCCCCAUGUCCAUGGGAGCAACAGUUAAUGGCAGACUGGGAUCACCAAAGUUGGAUCCAAUUAAAUAAAUUGACAGACAUUCACAUGACUGCAGCUUCUCUAAAAAGUUGAAUACCCUGUAAAAUUAUUUUACAUACAGUGACUGUCUUUGUAUGAA
This is a messenger RNA of Branchiostoma belcheri (Belcher's lancelet), 3536 nucleotides long. Its product is annotated as coiled-coil domain-containing protein 33-like. Bases 397 to 3447 code for a protein of 1016 amino acids. NCBI's taxonomy places the organism in Eukaryota, Metazoa, Chordata, Leptocardii, Amphioxiformes, Branchiostomatidae. The record is from RefSeq and is a predicted model, not a curated record. Gene Ontology annotation, cellular component: peroxisome. The transcript is spliced from 22 exons.